Loa loa (African eye worm) is the source of this 330-nucleotide messenger RNA. RefSeq lists its product as hypothetical. The record is from RefSeq and is a predicted model, not a curated record. The transcript has 2 exons. Lineage: Eukaryota; Metazoa; Nematoda; Chromadorea; Rhabditida; Onchocercidae. Bases 1 to 330 code for a protein of 109 amino acids.
AUGAAGAUAGUGUCCACAGGCUGCAUGCUAUUGCUAUCAGCGAAUUUGUUGGCAUUACUACAAGAGACCAAUGGUGCAACAGCUGUUAUGUUGGUCAAAUUGGGUGACACGGUGGAUAUUUAUUUUGGCAAAGAUGUUACAAUGAUUAAAACUGCAGAAAUACUUGUAAAUGAUAGCAAAUUGACUAAUUUCGCGCGAAAGAAAUUUGGUAAUCGGAUCGAAUGGCGUAAUGGUAAAAUGACAAUCAUGAAUAUUAAAUCGAUCGAUUUGUCCACUUUCUUAUAUAAUCUGCAUGACAAACCAAUGGCUAUUUCGUUGGAAGAAAAAUGA